ACAGACUGGUACCAGGUUUUGUCAGAUAUUUAAGCUGUUCGCUUGAAUUUGAGAAAUAGCGAAUGCGAAUUGUUCGAGUUUUUUAAAAUUAAUGUAAUCUAUAAAUAAUUGUUACAAACAAAAUACACAUAAGAGACUCUAACCCCCCCUUAUCGAAAAGUUAAGGAAUUAUCGACAUUUUUUUAUUAAAUCGCAUUAUCGCCCUCGAGAAGAAAUAAUGAAAAUAGCGGUCGAAGGAUGCUGUCACGGAGAUUUAGAUCAAAUCUACGAAUGUAUAGAAGAAAUUGAAAAACACGAUAAUAUUAAGGUAUAAUCCUUUAUGAUAAAUUCAGAUAUAUGUAUAAUUUUAAAACAAUUAACUUGUGAACUACAUCUUAAAUUAUUAAGCUAAUCGUAUAUACAGUAGUAGUAGUUGUAUAUCUAUAUAUUGAACUCUUACUCAGGUUGAUCUUCUUAUAAUAUGUGGCGACUUUCAAGCCGUACGUAACUGGAGUGAUCUGCAUUGUAUGGCCGUUCCAAACAAAUAUAAGGAAUUAAAAACAUUCUACAAGUACUACAAUGGAGAAAAAAAAGCUCCAAUUCUAACAAUAUUCGUUGGAGGAAAUCACGAAGCUUCUAAUUAUAUGCAAGAGCUUCCUUACGGCGGAUGGGUUGCUCCGAACAUUUAUUUUAUGGGUCAGGCUAACGUUUUGAAAGUUGGAAAUCUCCGAAUUGGCGGAAUAUCUGGUAUAUUUAAACCAAACGACUUUUUUCACGGAUUACACGAAUCCGUGCCUUAUAACCAAAGCUCGCUUAGAUCAGUCUAUCAUUAUAGACAAUUGCAAUUCUUUAGAAUGAAUCAACUGAAGCCGAAAGAAAUAGAUAUAUUCAUAACGCAUGAUUGGCCAGCUGGCGUUGCUGAUCACGGCCCAUGGCAUAGUUUACUUCGACAUAAGCCUCAUUUCGCUGACGAAGUUCAUCAAGGAACUUUGGGCUCACCUCCUGCUAUGGAACUACUUAGAUAUUUAAAACCAAAAUAUUGGUUUUCUGCCCAUUUACAUACAAAAUUCUCUGCUGUAAUAGAACAUGAAGAUAAAUCAAUAACAAACUUUUUAGCUCUUGAUAAGUGUCUACCGAGAAGAAGAUUUCUACAGAUUAUGGAUGUAGAAAAUGAUUCGGACGAUUUUAGAUUACAGCUUGAUAGGGAAUGGAUAACAAUAUUACGGAACACUGACCAUUUAUUAAGCAUUCAAAGAUCUGUAAAUUACAUGCCUGGAAGGAAUUCAGAUGAAGCCUCUGAUUUCGAAGCAACUGAGGCGCAGAAAAGAGCAGUGGAAGAUGACUUUGGUGGAAACUUUUUUAUACCAGAAAACUUUGAAAUGACAGCUCCACCUUGCGAAAAUCCUAACGGAAACUUUUAUCAAAGCAAUUAUCCCACAGUAUAUUAUAACCCACAAACGGACCUAUUCUGCGAUAUGGUAGGAAUAAGGGAUCCAAUAUCAGAAAUAAAAGGAAGGAAAAGAGUUUUCAAGCAGUCAACCGAGACAAAUACGAAUGACGAUCCCGAUAAAAAUCCCGAAGAACUUGAUCUCAGUUUCUCAGACGAUGACUAA
This is a messenger RNA of Dimorphilus gyrociliatus, 1592 nucleotides long. NCBI's taxonomy places the organism in Eukaryota, Metazoa, Annelida, Polychaeta, Dinophilidae. The record is from the annotation of a GenBank genome assembly.